AUGGUCCCCCAGGAGAACAGUACAGAGGUGACCGAGUUCAUUCUGGUGGGGCUGACUGACGACCCGGAACUACAGAUCCCGCUAUUCAUUCUCUUCUCGCUCAUCUACCUCAUCACUGUGGUUGGGAACCUGGGGAUGAUCAUGCUGAUCCUGCUGGACUCUCGGCUCCACACCCCCAUGUACUUGUUCCUCAGUAACCUGUCUCUGGGGGACUUCGGUUACUCCUCAGCUGUCACUCCCAAGGUGAUGGCAGGAUUCCUCACAGGAGACAAGGUCAUCUCCUACAGUGCGUGUGCCACCCAGCUCUUCUUCUUUGCAGCUUUUAUCACUGUAGAAGGUUUCCUCUUGGCUGUAAUGGCCUAUGACCGCUACGCAGCUGUGUGUAAACCCCUGCAUUACACCACCACCAUGGCGACAAGUGUGUGCGCCUCCCUGGCUGCAGGCGCCUACUUGUGCGGUUUCCUGAACGCCUCCAUUCACACUGCGAACGUUUUCAGGCUCUCCUUCUGUAGAUCCAAUGUGGUUGAUCACUUUUUCUGUGACGUUUCUCCUCUCCUGGCUCUCUCAUGCUCAGACCACUACAUCAGUGAGAUGGUUGUUUUUUUUGUGGUGGGUUUCAAUGCCCUGUUUACCGUCCUGGUCAUCUUGUCCUCCUACCUGUUCAUAUUUAUCACCAUCCUGAGGAUGCGCUCAUCUGAAGGACGGCAGAAGGCCUUUUCCACUUGUGCGUCCCACCUCACCGCCAUCUCCAUCUUCUACGGGACAGGCAUAUUCAUGUACUUACAGCCCAGCUCCGGCCGUUCUGUGGGAAUAGACAAGGUGGCGUCUGUGUUCUAUACUGUGGUCAUCCCCAUGCUGAAUCCGCUGGUCUACAGCCUCCGGAACAAGGAGGUCAAGAGUGGCUUUAAGAAGGCGGUGGGGAAGGCAAAGUGUUCAAUAGCGUUCAUGCUUUAA
This is a messenger RNA of Manis javanica (Malayan pangolin), 954 nucleotides long. Its product is annotated as olfactory receptor 5B12-like. Gene Ontology annotation, molecular function: olfactory receptor activity; G protein-coupled receptor activity. Gene Ontology annotation, cellular component: membrane. Gene Ontology annotation, biological process: G protein-coupled receptor signaling pathway. NCBI's taxonomy places the organism in Eukaryota, Metazoa, Chordata, Mammalia, Pholidota, Manidae. The record is from RefSeq and is a predicted model, not a curated record.